This is a messenger RNA of Labeo rohita (rohu), 1828 nucleotides long. It is a transcript of the gene fam89b, whose product is annotated as family with sequence similarity 89 member B. The record is from RefSeq and is a predicted model, not a curated record. Lineage: Eukaryota; Metazoa; Chordata; Actinopteri; Cypriniformes; Cyprinidae. The transcript is spliced from 2 exons. The coding region runs from base 736 to 1260 and encodes 174 amino acids.
ACUAAUUGUGUGACCAUUUAGAUCAUCCCAAUGAAACUUUGAGGUUCAGAAGCAACUGAAAAUACAUAAAAAGAAAGGAAGAAGAUGAUCAUCUCCUGUAGAUGCUUCCAUUGAGAUUAUGCCACUGAAAUCAGCGCCUCACUGUGGCCGAGCGCAGCUCUGGGCGGAGAGAUGCAGUGGGCGAGGUUUAGCUGUACAAGACAAAAGAAAACGUUAAACGAAAACAAAGCGGGGCUGCUUGAUCUCCUGUCCAGGGUUUCCUGUCCUGCUUUACUUAUAUCCAAGGGUAGGAAUUUGUUUUUAUCUGCAGCGCUAGAUUUUUGCACUCCUUUACGACGAAAUGCAAAUAAGGAAGCGCGUAAGAUCAAAUACCUCCUGAAAGAACAGAGACUGUCAAAGAGUUUAUUAGAGCGAAAUUAUUUUCUGUUACAUUGUAAACGAGCUACUAGUUACAGUCAGUGUAAACUAGCUUUUAUAUUAUAUAUAGAGAAUCGCGCAUAGAAUAUCACUUUUCCGGAAAUUAACCAUAGUUUUUGGACGUGACAGUUGGCUGCAGUAUAAGGUCAUUCGUGCGCACUCACCUUUCGUACCGUUUUUUAAAGAAAGACAGUAUAUUUCAUCUCAGCUGGAUAUUUUUGAUGCUGUUAAGAAUAAAUGAACAAAAUAACACCACCAGGCCUAGAAAAGAUUAAAACCAGGUUUUUAUUUUAAAAGCGAAAACAGUACAAAUCGGAAAUGAACGGGUUUCAGUCCAGUCCUGCGGAUUGUCCGGCUGGAAGCGUCUGUUCUAUUGAAGGACUGCCACCGUUACCUAAAGGACUGAGCGGUAUCCUAAACUCGAGCGGGGGAUCCUGGAGGGACAUUGAGAAGGUCUACAGCAAGAGGACCCGCAUCCAGGCGGACAUCAGCAAGUCCAGAGUGAGCGACUGUCUUGGCCGCAGUAAACCGGCGAGCCUUGACGCAGCGCUGGCCGUGCUGCGCAAAGAGAUGGUUGGACUUCGACAGUUAGACAUGUCCUUGUUGUGCCAGUUAUGGUCUCUAUAUGAGUCCAUACAGGAAUACAAAGGAGCUUUCCAGGACAUCUCUUCUUCUCUGUGUGAGAGCUCCUUUAACACUGAAAAUGGUUAUUCUGAAGACGAAGAGGAGGAAGAUGAAGAUGAACAUGAAAGGGAGAGUGGCGAGACGCUGUUGUCUCUUCCUCAGCCCACUCAGAACUCUCGAGACCAGUGGAUCAAAGACUCCUUCCACAUCCCCAUAUAAAUAAAGCAUGUGCUCUUUCAGCUACAGUAUGGAUCUGAUCUCCCAUGAUCCCUAUCCUUAUAAACGCUGACAAACAUGACCCCAUUGUUUGAAGGAUUCCAUACGUAUCAAAAAUGAAACAAGGCCUUUAUUUUUGUAGGAUACUAUUACAAUGGUGAUUGUAAGGUUGUUUCAAGGGAGCUAUGAAAAACUGCCUUUUCACUGCCUGUGAAGUCAUAAAGACCGGAUGAGGACUGACAGGAAGAGGAUGUCGUAGCCAGAAACAGUGUGGUCGAGGAUGUUUUUCUACAUAUGGUGUAUACAUCAAAAACAGACAUGCCUUACAUACUAUUCUCGUUUGUGGUAUCAAAUCACAGUUUCAUUAUACUAUGUAGAUUCGUCAGAUGUAUAUGAUCACUUAUCACUCUAUUUUCUCGAUCACUUACCAGCAUUUGAGAUACUGUUUAUUUUAUUAUACAAUUUUAUUUUUUUCACUUCUGUCUUUCAUUAGUAAGUUAAACACAAUGUGAAUGUGCUUUUCUGUACAAAAAUGAAAAAUAAAUAAAAAUGUAAAAGUUUGCUUCAAGAA